AUGUCGGCUCCCGGGACCCUCAGCACUUACUACGUGGACUCCUUCCUGGUGCAGGAAGGGGACGAGCUGGCGGCGCCCCGCUACGCGCAUUACGGCAUUAAACCUGAACCGCAGGCGGCCAGAAGGGGUGACUGUACCACGUUUGACACUCACACUUUGUCUCUGUCUGAUUAUGCUUGUGGUUCUCCUCCAGUUGAUAGGGAUAAGCAAAGCCACGAAGGCGCAUUCUCUGAAAACAAUGGAGAAAGUGAGGCAAACGGAGAGAAACCACAGAUUGAUCCAAAUAAUCCAGCUGCAAACUGGCUCCACGCAAGGUCCACCAGGAAAAAGCGUUGCCCUUACACCAAGCAUCAAACGCUCGAACUGGAAAAGGAGUUUCUGUUCAAUAUGUAUCUCACCAGGGACCGUAGAUACGAGGUGGCCAGACUCCUCAACUUAACUGAGAGACAAGUGAAAAUUUGGUUUCAGAACAGGAGGAUGAAAAUGAAGAAAAUCAACAAAGACCGAGCAAAGGACGAAUGAUGGUGAUACGCGGGUUAAAUUGAAA
Struthio camelus australis is the source of this 547-nucleotide messenger RNA. The record is from RefSeq and is a predicted model, not a curated record. Lineage: Eukaryota; Metazoa; Chordata; Aves; Struthioniformes; Struthionidae.